AUGAAGCAGCUCCCAACGCUGCUGAUGAAGUCCCUCUCAGUUUGUUCUUUACCAGCCUCCACAACCACCCUUCAACAAAUUGCUCUCCAUCAACCCAAAGGUGUUGCAAAGGUUGUACUGAAAAAGGGGAAGACACAAAUCUUUAAGGAUGGCAACCCAAUGGUGUACAGUGGAGCUGUUGAUAGAAUCAUCGGGCGGCCACCUCCUAAGACUGGAGAUAUUGUUCUGGUUGCAGAUGGGACUGAGAAACCAAUUGGAUGGGGCUUGUACAACUCCGUUUCUAUGUUCUGUGUUCGGCUUAUGCAGCUUGAAGAUGAAGCUACCAGCGAUUCAUAUUGUGCACUGAAUAUGGAGAAACUGAUUGAAACAAGAAUCGAUGCUGCUGUUGAAGUGCGUAGAAGGUUGGGUCUUCCAUCAGUCCACACAAAUGCAUACCGUCUAAUCAAUAGCGAGGGUGACAGAUUAUCAGGAUUGAUAAUUGAUGUCUUUGGAGAUGUAGCUGUAGUAGCAUCAUCUGCUGCUUGGGUUGAGAAAUACAAAUCAGAGAUAGAGGCUUGCAUUGGGAAAAUCGAUUACAUCAAUCAUAUAAACUGGAGGCCAUCUGUUGAUAUUUUGAAGGAAGAUGGAGUGAAUGAAUCCAAUUUAAAAGAAAUGCAUUCGUCUACAUGUCCUGAAAGAACAAAGAUUGUGGAAAAUGGAAUUGUAUACACAAUUUCACUAAAGGGGCAGAAGACUGGAUUCUAUGCAGAUCAGCGUGAGAAUCGCCAGUUUAUAUCAAGAAUUUCAGAUGGUCUAAGGGUUCUUGAUCUUUGCUGCUAUAGUGGCGGUUUUGCUCUAAAUGCUUUGCAUGGAGGUGCUUUAAAUGUCACUGGCAUUGACACAUCCCUGCUAGCUUUGGAGCUUGCUAAAGAAAAUGCUCUACUGAACAGCAUUGAUGCUGGAAGAAUAUCCUUUUUGAGGGAAGAUGCAACUGAAUUUAUGAAGGGUGCUCUCUUGAGAAAUGAAUCUUGGGAUAUUGUCAUCAUCGAUCCUCCUAAACUGGCACCAACGAAAAAGGUUCUACAUAGUGCAUCUGGUAUGUACAGGAAUUUGAAUUCACUUGCCAUGCAACUUACAAAAAGAGGUGGUCUUCUGAUGACCUGUUCCUGUUCAGGAGCUGUUACCCAAAGUGGGAUUUUCCUGCGUAUCCUUCAGGGUGCUGCAUCAAUGGCGGGUAGGAGAAUCACAGUUCUCAGGCAAGCUGGAGCAGCAUGUGAUCAUCCCAUUGAUCCAUCAUAUCCGGAAGGGGCAUACCUAACCAAUAUUCUUUUAAGAGUUUCAUGA
Messenger RNA from Sphenostylis stenocarpa, 1323 nucleotides. The record is from the annotation of a GenBank genome assembly. NCBI's taxonomy places the organism in Eukaryota, Viridiplantae, Streptophyta, Magnoliopsida, Fabales, Fabaceae.